AAAUCAUCUAUGAAAUUUAUUUUAAGACUCAAUUGCUUUUCCAUCAAAAGCCAGGCAAAAAAUUGUAGUAAUGAUAUCGUCAAAUAGGAUUGCAUGGAUAUUCCGUUUCUUAAAUUGUUUUAUAUUUCUGACUGCAUCUGGCGUGGAACGACCUGGUGUUCGGAGUUUGUUGACAACAAAGGGUCUUGAUUUUGUUCGUAAACUUGCUUUGCCAAUAAUUUUAAAGAAACUGGAUAAGUUAGAAAUUUCACCUUUUGUUGGCAAUAUUGACUUCUUCGUUGGUAAUGUUAAUUAUAGGUUUGAUAACAUAAAACUGUCUAAAGUUAAAAUUCCAGAAUCUCAUAUAUCAGUGAUUAAUGGGACUGGUGUAUCGGUGGAAGGCACCAAAAUUAUGAUAAAAAUGAAUGAAUUAUGGAGUUAUAAAAUUUCAUCAUGGCCGUUCAUUUCUGAUAAAGGCUCCGCUACAGUUUCUGGCAAAGAAAUAUCUUUAAAUAUUAUACUUGGAGUUUCCAUGGACAAAAAAAAGGAGCUUCAGAUUUCUGCUAAGGAUUGCAGUUUGAACAUUGGUAAUCUUGACAUCAAUUUUAGAGGUGGAGCUAGCUUUUUAUACAACCUUUUCAUGACGUUAAUUAAAGAUCCUCUCAAAGGCCAAAUGGAGGAAAUUAUUUGUCGUACUGCAAUAAAGACUGUUAAUGAUGAAAUCAAUGCUACAUUAAAGACAAUACCAGAUGAAACAAGAAUAUUCAACAAUACUCUGAUCAGUGAUUUUGAGGUCUUACGUUCUCCUCAGUUUCAUGAGAAUGGAAUUGAACUUGAUUAUAAGGGAGAAUUUAUUAACGUGAAAUAUCCUAAAACAUAUCCUUACAAACCAGAAGAACUUCCACCAAUAUCAAACGAGGUUUCAAAGAUGCUGUAUAUGUGGGUUACAGCAUAUACCAUUAAUACUCUGUUUUAUGCAGUGAAUCAAAGUGAAUCACAACAAAACAUGGUUUAUUCAAAAGACUUACCUGACAGUGUUCCUGUCACAUUGAAUACAAAUUAUUUUAUGUUAAUUGCACCACCGUUGUACCAAAAAUAUCCUAACAAAGACAUGGCAUUUGGUGUCCGUGGUACAGCACCAUGUGAAGUUACGCUAAAGCCUAACGAUGGAUCAAUAACAUUGUUUGGACUGAUAACAUUUUACGUCAUACUUGACGACAAUACGCUGGUGGACUGUUUUACGCUUAAUUGGAUUGAAUUAGCUCAUAUUGACGAUGUGCUUAUUUUCCGAAAAGACAACAAUUCUUACAUUGGUGCUAAGAUAUCGAGUAAACGGACUGAUAUCUCAUUAAAAGAAAGUCAAAUUGGAAAUUUCGACCUGACACUGCUCCAAUUUACUAUGGAUGUCCUUUCGCAAUUUAUCAUAGCAAGAUACAUAUCACCAAAAGCUGAAGAAGGUUUUCGAUUACGAAUACCAAAGGGUUUCAACUUGUUAAAUUGUGAUGCAGAAAUCGGAAUGAAUCAUCUCCUGAUUUCCACUGAUUUGGAAUGAAUCAGCAUCGUCAAUAAGUGACAAGUGAAAGAGAAAAUGAUAUUGUUGUUAAAAACAUGAGGAGGAGUUCAACUGAGUUGUUAAAAGGAUGGAGAGGAGACAAAGACAAUAUAGCCUAGCUUAUAUCCGUGAAAAACACGAAUACGAUCUGCUCCAUGCAUGACAACGCUAUAUUUACUCUCGUUUAAUUAUACGUGCAUGUAAUAUGGUAUUUAUACAAAACCUUUGUAUACGUUUGGCUUUGUAAACUUAUCUAAGGAUUGAAUUUAACUUAAUAGAAAUUAUGCAUUAAUCUAAGUGGAUUGACUUUUAUUGUUUACGCCGGUUCGUCCCUGGUUCUGUAUGUUCAUUCUAGAUAUUCUGUGUACAUGCAGGCCUGAAUUGCACGUACU
This is a messenger RNA of Dendronephthya gigantea, 1923 nucleotides long. Its product is annotated as putative BPI/LBP family protein At1g04970. NCBI's taxonomy places the organism in Eukaryota, Metazoa, Cnidaria, Anthozoa, Malacalcyonacea, Nephtheidae. The record is from RefSeq and is a predicted model, not a curated record. Gene Ontology annotation, molecular function: lipid binding. The transcript is spliced from 16 exons. Bases 71 to 1531 code for a protein of 486 amino acids.